AUGAAGCUUCAAAGCUGCGACUUUGCUCUGUUUGCAUCUGCUUGGUGGCCACGUGCCCCGAGGGAAGAGUUGCGAAUUCUAGCGUAUUUAUCUUUUUGGCUCUUUGUAUGGGAUGAUGAGAUCGAUGAAUCUACAGGAACAUUGAGUGAUGAUUUCGAAGCUUCUGAGCGAUACCGCCAAAACACGGUGGCUUAUAUCACUGAGACUCUUGGCUUUACUGAUGAUUCAAGUCUCUACUCUCAAAAGGAAGCUGUCACUCCUAUAAAUGAAAUCAUUGGCAGCUUUGGAGUUAUUGGAAAAGCAUUGAGCCAAGUCUACAAUAUCGAACAACGGAAAAGAUUCCUGCGAGAGAUGGAAUUCUUCAUUCAAAAAUCUCAGCUUGAACAGAAAUCGAGACUUGAUGGCUGUAUCCUCUCUCUGGAUGAGUAUUGGGAUAUCAGAAUGGGAACUAGCGCAGUCGGCGUCAUUAUGGCUGUCAAUGAGUUUAGUGCUAGAGUAAACAUUUCGGACAUUAUCAUGGAUCAUCCAGAUAUGCGCAUUCUAUGGGAUGAAUCGAACGUUAACGUAUCAAUUGUCAACGAUCUUCUCUCCCUGAAGAAGGAAAUUUCCAAAGGCGCUAUUGACAGCCUGAUCCCUAUCCUGUGCGCAAACACCGAAAACCCUCAGAGUGCGAUUGGUCAUGCAUUAAAAUCUCUGAAAGAGUCAAUUGCUCGCUUCGAUGCAACCGCCUGGAAGCUUUUGGACACGAUCGACGCGGUGUCACCCGAUAAACUGAACACCUACGAAUUUAUACAAGACUGUCGGUUCAAUUGCUCAGGAAAUCUUUACUGGAGUCUACGUACCAAGAGAUAUGGUAUGGGUAAUGUUCCCAAAGAUCUCAAUGGUAAUUUUUUGCUGGAGUUCUAG
Messenger RNA from Trichoderma aggressivum f. europaeum, 906 nucleotides. RefSeq lists its product as uncharacterized. The record is from RefSeq and is a predicted model, not a curated record. The coding region runs from base 1 to 906 and encodes 301 amino acids. The transcript is spliced from 6 exons. Lineage: Eukaryota; Fungi; Ascomycota; Sordariomycetes; Hypocreales; Hypocreaceae.